GGUGUGGGUGCGGCGGGAGCACUGCGUGCCGGGCGUGCGCUACAGCCUGGGCGGGCCGGAGGGGAACUCCCCGCUGGAGGACUACACCUACCUGCUGGCGUGGAGGAAGCUGGGGCCGCAGGAGGUGGUGCAGCCGGGCGACCAGGCCGGCCGGGGGGGGCUGCUGGCGGAGGAGCGCUCCGGAACCGCCCUGGGUGGCGAGGCGGCGGAGGACCGGCGCGUGCUGCUGGGGCGCAUGGCGGCGGCGGUGGCGGAGGACGACCUGGAGCAGCUGAGGAGGGCGGUGGAGACGUACAGGGCUCGUGCGGCCGCCUCCCCGCACCCCGGCGCCUGGCCGCCCCCAUCCUUCCUGACCAGCCGCGGGGUGCCGCUGACGGGGGUGGCGGCGCAGCGCAACGCGCAGCCCCGCCUGGUGGCGUACCUGGUGGCGCAGGGGGCGGAGAUGGACGCAGCGGCUUUCAGGUACCUGCUGGCCAACUCCAAGGCGCUCCCCGGCGGCGGCUUCAGCGACGUGCCGCACCUGGUGCUGAGCUGCCUGGCGCAGCAGCGCAACCCCAUUGCGGCGGCCAUGGGCUUCGCGCGCGAGCUGGCGGCGGCGGCGGACAGCAACAGCGCCAAGGCGCGGGAGUGGAGGGAGCUGGCAUCCAAGCUGCGGUCCGCGGCAGUAGACCUUGUGGGCUGUCUGGAGAAGCUGGAGCGACCCCCGGCUGGGGACUCGGCAGCAGCGGCAGCAGCAACAGCAACAGCAGCACCCGCUGCAGGGACGACUGACAGCUCGGAAGCCGUCAGCAGUGCAGCAGCAGCCGCAGCCGCCAGUGCCUCCAUCAGCGACGUGUUGGCGCCUCGUGGGGUGGCCUGCUCGCUGAAUGACGUCAGCCCGCUGCAGAUGGCGUACGACACGAAUGAUCUUGAUUUCAUGUCGGCGCCUGUCGUACAGGGCUACCUGCAGGACCGCUGGCUGGGGCCCGACUACAUCCUGCAGGCGCUGCAGGACAAGGGCGCCACGCUGCACUACCAGGACCACCACCUGAUGCUGCGGGUGCUGGAGGGCAGCGGCUUUGUGGGCUCGCUGGGCCGACCGCUCUUCAGGUUCCACUCCUACCUGGUUCACCUGCUAGUGUUCGCCCCGCGCGCCUUCUUCGACUCGCCCCGCGGCCGCUGGAUCUUCAAGAUGUUCCUGGAGGCCUUCUUCCUCUACGUCUUCCACUCCGUGCAGCUCAUGCCGGACGACGACUUCACGCUCCGCUGGCAGCACGUGGCCUUCCUGCUGUACGUGGGCGGGCAGCUGGUGGACGAGGUGCAGGAGAACGCGCACCAGUACGGCGGGCGGCUGGCGGCCUACUUCUCCUCGGGCUUCAACCUGGUGGAGGCGGCGGGGUGGGGCAUGAUGCUGGGCUGCAUCGGGCUCAAGGCGGCCAUGUGGGGGCUGCCGGGGAGGCAGGAUCACCCGCACUGGGAGGCUCUGCGCACCUGCAAGGAGCUGCUGCUGGGCUGCGCCUCCAUCCUGGUGUGGGCGCGGCUGCUGCAGUUCAUCAUCCCGCUGUACGACGGGGUGGGCAGCUUGCUCAUGGUGGUCAGCCUGAUGUUCAGGGAGGUGUUCAAGUUCGCGGUGCCCGGCAUGCUGCUGCUCACGGGGGUGGCCUUCUCGCUGUUCUCGGCGUUCAGGUACCGCGACAUUCCCGAGCUCUCCUCCUUCCCCAUGACCAUGCUCAAGCUCUUCCGCACCUUCCUGGGCGAAACCAUGUUUGAUCUGUACGUGGACGAGCCGGACACGGCGUACAACCUGUACGGCAACAUCAUCACGCUGCUGUACGCGCUGGUGGCCACCGUGGUGCUGGCCAACCUGUUAAUCGCGCUGAUCAGCUACCACUUCCAGCCGGAAAAGACUGAGAGCCAGUCGCGCUUCCAGAUGGCGGAGAUCCUGGCGCACUACGAGUACGUGGUGGACCAGCGGCUGGUGGGGGCGCCCUUCUCGGGGCCGCAGCUGCUGGCGGCGGCGGUGCUGCCGGCGGGGCGGCGGCAGAAGGGCAGCAGCAGCUGGCUGGCGGAGAAGGCGGGGCUGCCGCCCAUGGACGGAAUCGUGGUGGCGGGUGAGGACACCGCCAACAAGUUCCUGCCCACCGGCACCCACGAGCUGCCCUACCUGCUCUUCCUGCUCACCCUCUACCCGGCGCUGCUGCUGCUGUCCUGGGCGCUCUACUUCGGCAUGGCGCCCUACGCCAUCUGCUACUUCACACUUGCGGGGUACAGACGGUGGACGGGCGAGGCGGCGGGGCCGGCGGGGCUCAAGGGUCCGACUCGCCAGGGCUCCAGCGGCAAGGUACACCCCGACCCCUCCUCCUCCGCAGUUACCACCACCACCGCAGCAGCAGCAGCAGCAGCAGCCAAGGCCCCGGCCGGCUCUGCGGCUGCCGGCGCGGCAGUGGAUAUGCUGGAGCUCGCUGACGAAGUUGGGGGAGGAGGAGCACUGCAUGCUAGCAGCGGCCCGGUGGUGGCAGCAGGCGAGGAGGGGAUGCUGGGUGGUGGAGACCCCGCACUUGGUGGUGGUGAGGAGGAGGAGGACGGCGGCGUGGUGCAGCGUCUGGCCCCUGCGCUCCGCCACUGCCUGUCCGCCGCGCGCUACCUGCUGACCCGGCCUCUGUGGCUGCUGCUGGGCUGCUGCGGCUACCUUGGCGUGCUGGGCGGGGGGCUGCUGGUGCUGUGGAUGGGCGCCUACACCUGGCUGGGCCGGCUGGCCUUCCACGCCUACUGGGUGCUGCGGGGCUGGGUGCAGGGCCUCCUGGGCGGCGACAAUGUCGUCUUCGCCGACAAGACCGCCACCACCACCACCGCCAGCAGCUCCACCUCCUCACCAUCCACAGCUGCCGCUGCCGGUGGCGCCGGGCGGCGACAGGGUGCGGCGGGGCUGCGGGAGCGGUCGCAGCUGGUCCGGGUGCAGCAGGCGGCGCUGAGGAACGGAGGCCAGGUCAUCACGCUAUCCGAGCUGGCUCGCUCGCUGCGCGCUGCGGGCUUCAGCAAGGCCGACAUCUCCGCGGCAGCAGCGGGGCCCUCCCUGGCUCCCGCCCUGCUGGGGCCCACUGGCUCGGGAGCCCUGGCCUCCGCCCCCGGCCCUGCUGGUGCGGAUGUUGCUGCGGGUGGGGCGGGGGGCCGCGGCACGCCGCAACGUUCCGAGGCGUCUCUGCAACUUCGGCAGCCUCUGCGGGUGGAAGAGGCGGAUGAGGAUGAUGGUGAUGUUGAGGAGGAGGAGGAGGAUGGGGCCGGGUGCGAUGUGGGAGGAGGAAUGGGAGAGGCUGGCGGGGUGAGGGCGGCUGGCGGUGGGGUUCGGGAGAUGCCGGGGUUGGUGAGGAGUGGCGGCGGUGGUGGAGGCAGUGGUGGUGGUGGAGGCAGCGGAGGCGGCAGCAAGGGAGGCAGCGGAGGAGGCAGCGGCAGCCCAAUGGCUAGGCGGGUGGCUAGCAGCUAGGAAGCAUGUAGGGGCCGCACGCGUGCAUGUAUCCGGGUGGUGGAAAAACAUCCUGGUGGUGGGUGGGUAGGUGGGAGGGUGGGCGAAUGAGGCAUCGUUUCGUGUACAGUAAGGAAUGAGGCACGCCCGGACAAUCACUGUAGUGGUGACCACAUGGGUAUUGUGUUGCAAGCGUGUUGUGGCUGGCAUAUGCUGUGUAGUACUGCUUGGCAGGCUACGUUUCUCGAAGGUUAAGAAUCGUGGGCUGUAUUGCAUGAACUUCUGGUUGUUUGGAGCAGACUGAGGAUUGUUCGUGAAAGGCCGGUGACUCCACCCUUGCUCGCGUACUACAGGUAUGUAUGUCGUUCGCUAUCUUUAGUUGCCGUGCAUAGGCGUGUGGGUGUCAGGCUCUUCUGUCUUGCUUUUAAGUUGGAUGUUGGAACAUUGGCUGUCGCUCGUGCCGUAAGUAUGACCAUAAGCAUCGUAUGUAUCGUUACCUGAUUAGGCCUUAUGCGUAUUUUGCAUGGAAAGCUGACGGAGAAUUGUGUUUGUUUGCGAUCACUUCCCGGCUGCGUGUGCCUAAAUGUGAAUGUGCACACUGACCGGGUGAUGACGGCUCGUAACUGGGAAACAUCGCGACUUGAGACAGAGACGUUGUGAGAUGAGUCGGAUGACCCAUGGGCCGGAAGGUCCCUGCUGUGUGUCCACAAAGAACUGCUCAAAACACGCAUUUAAAUCGCAG
This is a messenger RNA of Astrephomene gubernaculifera, 4181 nucleotides long. The record is from the annotation of a GenBank genome assembly. NCBI's taxonomy places the organism in Eukaryota, Viridiplantae, Chlorophyta, Chlorophyceae, Chlamydomonadales, Astrephomenaceae.